UUUGGUUUGGGUGCUAAGGCCAGCACCUAAGACAUAUUUUAUUAAUUUUAAGGAUUUCCAGUGAACGAACCAACAAACGACAAAGAGAAAAGUUGUUGCUAUCCUGACGAAAUAUCUAACGAUAUAAUUAGUUUAUCGAUUAGCUUAAAGAAAAGGAUUCUGGGUGCUAACUUUUUAGACCUGCUUUACGAAAAUUUCCAAAUAAAUUAGUAUCUCUUCUUUCCAGAAUAUUAAAUUGAAGAAAAAGUUUCUCAUUAAUUUACAUUAUAUCAACUUUGUGAUAAUGGAUAUCAGUUUAAAUUUCAAAGAAGCUAUACAAUCUAUAUUACAACAUAAAAAUAUUGGCAAUUCAGAUAAAAGUAAUAUUUUGAAUCGGAUUAGAAAAAAACAUUCCUUUGUUACAUUGGUUAAACUUACAUGUAACCAAAUUAAUGAAUUUUAUAAUAUUAUACAGGAAAGUAGAAAAGCUUAUCAGAGUUUAUCUAAGCUUUUAAUUAAUAAAAGUUAUAUAUCCUAUAUAGAUAACAAUGAGACUGAUAUUCUAGCUCGAACAUUUGAAGAUGAAUGUUUACAAUUAUUAGAAGAAUUAAAAGAGUGGAUAAGUCAUUUAGAUAUACCUCAACAAAAUCAGGAGCACAAUAAAACAGUUAUAUCUAUUAUUGAAGAAUAUCUGAAAAGUAUUAGCAAAAUUUAUUCCAAACAAAAAAUUUUAAAAACCAAACAAACUAUAGCUAUAAGACAAGUAUUUAAAUUAAAAUCAUGGAAAAAACAAAUGAAUGAAGCUAAUAUACAACACUUCAAAUAUGAUGCAUACAGUAAGAAUACUGCUGACAAUAUUAAAGUUAAUUCCUUUGAAAUUCAAGAAAUUAAUGGUGAUACUCGUCAAACAAUUGAUCUAAAUCAUGAGCAACUAGAACCAAAUGAUAUUCAACUAUUCGAAAGUGAAAAUGAACAACUCUAUAAUGAACUCAAUACUUUAACAGAAGAAAUAAAAGAAAUUGAAAAUAAAGUAGUGUCAAUUUCAGAAUUGCAAAAUGUCUUUUCAGAAAAAGUUUUAGAUCAAGAAAAGAAUUUGGAAUAUAUAUUAACAACAGUUGCUGGUUCUACUGAAAAUGUAAAAGAAGCUAACGAACAAAUUCGAAAUGCGAUUCAAAGGAAUGCUGGAUUCAGAGUGUGGAUUUUAUUUUUCCUUAUAGUUUUGUCAUUCAGUCUCAUAUUUUUAGACUGGUAUAAACCAUAGAACAUUCCUAUAAUCAUGAAAUACACAUAAUUAAAAAUUAUAUUUGAGCAAGUUUUGAUUUUAUUUAAUAGAGUGCUACAAUAAAUACUUAUUAAUAAAUAAAACUGGUAUGUUGUAAUUUAUAAUAAUUGUGCCUUAUAUUGUUCCAUAUUUCAUUAUUGUAAGCAAUGUUAUAUUUAUUAAUACUUUUUUUAAUUAGUUUCAACUUUUGUUACAAAAUUUAUUAACCUUCAGGUUACCUGAAUAACAUAUAUCAUAAUUUACUAUUUAAAUAUUGUGAACCUAAAUUAUGUAUCAGAAAUAAAAAUUUUGCUUGUAAAUUUUAAAAUUAUUUUCCAAUUUAGAUCAUGUUCAUCCUCUGUGGUUCAUUGGA
Molecule: messenger RNA, 1613 nt
Organism: Phymastichus coffea
Lineage: Eukaryota; Metazoa; Arthropoda; Insecta; Hymenoptera; Eulophidae
Gene: Syx18
Product: syntaxin-18
Exons: 1
Coding region: 284-1240 (318 amino acids)
Biological process (GO): retrograde vesicle-mediated transport, Golgi to endoplasmic reticulum
Cellular component (GO): SNARE complex; endoplasmic reticulum
Source: RefSeq, a predicted model, not a curated record